UUCUUUACCACAAAAACGGCAAUGUAAGAACCAGUCGCAGUUGUAAUAUUUGUAAUAUUCCGGCUUCGAACUCUGACUAAUUCCUGUGAUACAAACAAAAUUCCAUGAAAUCCGGAUGAAUAUGGAUGAUCUGGACGAACAGCUGAAACAAUUGAGUUUAAUAAAUGGUCGCCUAUCGGUUGCCGUAGCGAAUAAUGAAGCCACUCCCGAGAAUCGUCAUAUCGGUGUCGCGAAGCUGGUCAGCAAUAUUGAAGAGAGAAAUAAUUUGUCUUCCACACAAAUUUAUAACACUGCAAAUAAAAAGGUGGGCCCUCCGCUAGUUCCUCCGAAGCCGCACAAGAAACCAACCACUUUUUUGGAGAAUCAAGAUGAAAACCAUUAUGAAACCACAACAGUUGGUGCAGGAUUUGCAAAGCAGCCUUUAUUAUUGCGCAAGCAAUCCUCUACUUCCUCCAUCAUUUCGGCACCAGGUGUUCCUCCGCUACUUUCGUCGCCUAAGGUUACCUUAGACAAUCCAGCUAUAUUGGAACAGCAACUGGAAGCUCUAGAACAUCAUAAGAAGCAAUUGGAGAAAAUGGGUAAAAUUACCAAUCGCAAUGAUUCUGCUACGGUUCCGAAAUCAAAAUUAUCAACAAUUCCAAAACUGUCAUCCACAUCACUAUUGUCCGAUGUGACUAUCAAACCGCAAUUAUCAUUGGACGGCUCUAGUGCUACAUACGCCAACAUGAGGCGGACUAACUCCCCAUCGCUCUUAUCUCCUGGUGGUGGUGGUGGUUCGAAUAGCAUUAAAAACAACCUAUAUAGUAAUGUAGGUAAUAUUUAUUCCAAUCUACAGCCAUCCUCUACAUCACAAUCGCUUACUGACCCAGGCGACGGUGGCAUUUACUAUGCCCAAAACUUAUCCAUGCUGCCAGAGGAUGAAAUCCCACCACCUCCCAGUCCAGUUAGUUCAUCCUAUAGUGAACUGCGACGUGCCACUGAAGUAUUCAAAACCAACAAUGCUGCGCAUAAGCCAAUCGCUGCUUCAAAUGAUCAGAUGUGUAUAGCCAAGCCAGUGAGUGGUUACGGUUUACCGCUAGAUCACAAGGCACAUGUUGCAGGAAACGAGUCUCGUUACAUUAAUAAGCAAUAUAUAUCUAAUAUGGGAUAUAACAACUACAAUAACAUGCAACAAGUAAACUCCGCUGCCAAUUCUGAUUUUUACGGAUAUGGAGGAUUUUCUCAAACAUCAUCGACUUACGAAUCAAUAUAUGAACCAAUAAAUCCUAGACCACCAAGUCAGAUGUCCAAUAAUUCAAAUAACGCUAUGUAUCCUUCCUGCUUGAAGGGAGUGGGGAGUAUUGGAUCAAUGCCACCCUGUGCUGGCAUACUUAGCAAAAGUAACAGCAGCAAUUUAAGCCUUGAAAGCGCUAUUGAUCCUAAUAUGCAAAUUUAUCCAAAACCAACUCGGGACAGUGCUAGCGGUAUUUUGGGUCCUAGCUCGUCCAGACACAAAGAGGACGAAGUUGAAGCUCUCACGGAUUAUUUGGUACAGUCCAUGGGAUCACCACAGGAUUUGGAAAGCUACGGAAUAUGCUACAAAUGCAAAGAACGAGUUGUGGGUGAGAAUUCCGGUUGCACUGCCAUGGAUCAAAUAUAUCACAUUGCAUGCUUCACGUGCUCUCAAUGUGCUCUUAAUUUACAAGGCAAACCCUUCUAUACAUUGGAUGGUAAGCCAUACUGUGAGUAUGAUUAUUUGCAAACAUUGGAAAAAUGUUCGGUAUGCAUGAAUCCUAUCUUGGAGCGUAUAUUGCGAGCCACUGGCAAACCCUAUCAUCCACAGUGCUUUACUUGUGUCGUGUGUAAGAAAAGUCUGGACGGUGUACCAUUUACAGUGGAUGCUACCAAUCAAAACUAUUGCAUUGAAGACUUUCAUAGGAAGUUUGCACCUUGUUGCUGUGUAUGUAAGGAACCAAUAAUGCCGGAACCAGGCGAAACGGAAACUGUUCGUGUUGUGGCGCUCGAUCGGAGCUUCCAUUUUGAAUGCUAUAAAUGUGAGGAUUGUGGUUUGUUGCUUUCGUCCGAGGCAGAAGGACGUGGUUGUUAUCCUCUUGAUGACCAUGUUUUAUGCAAGAGUUGUAACGCCAAGCGUGUGCAAAUACUCACCAAUCAAAUGCUUGGGAAUACCACAGAACUUUAAACGAAAUCAAUUCAAUCAAAAUUACAUUUAAUUCAAUCAAAGUUACAUUCCAUGUUACGCAUAAAGAAAUAAUCCUUAAAUACAAUAGUAGCUUAAUGUAGGGCUGGGAGAAAUUCUUUCGCAUUUAUACAAAUAUAUAAGUCAAUGGAAAUACAUUCCGACAAUAUGCUUCUACUAGUAUAUGUGGCGUUUUGUGUACUUUUGAACUAAUGGUAUAGCUACCAUAUUUAAUACCCUAAUAUUUAAAUGAAUGUGUCAUUGUACUAGUAAUUAUCAAAACAUUUGUACUUUUAUAACUCUAAUGUUUCGAUUUGAUACCAAAUAUAUGUGUGUAAAACUUAAAAAGUUCAAAACAAUUAAAAUGUUUUU
Messenger RNA from Musca domestica (house fly), 2548 nucleotides. RefSeq names its product lipoma-preferred partner-like. Gene Ontology annotation, cellular component: stress fiber; focal adhesion. Gene Ontology annotation, biological process: cell-cell adhesion. The record is from RefSeq and is a predicted model, not a curated record. Lineage: Eukaryota; Metazoa; Arthropoda; Insecta; Diptera; Muscidae. The coding region runs from base 116 to 2179 and encodes 687 amino acids. The transcript has a single exon.